Penaeus monodon (black tiger shrimp) is the source of this 1062-nucleotide messenger RNA. It is a transcript of the gene Atg8a, whose product is annotated as gamma-aminobutyric acid receptor-associated protein. The coding region runs from base 94 to 453 and encodes 119 amino acids. The transcript has 3 exons. Lineage: Eukaryota; Metazoa; Arthropoda; Malacostraca; Decapoda; Penaeidae. Gene Ontology annotation, cellular component: autophagosome; autophagosome membrane; cytosol. The record is from RefSeq and is a predicted model, not a curated record. Gene Ontology annotation, biological process: autophagosome assembly; autophagy of mitochondrion; macroautophagy. Gene Ontology annotation, molecular function: GABA receptor binding; ubiquitin protein ligase binding.
AGGAGCGAGAGAGAGUCAGACGCAUUUCACGCCAGCAGAGAGCCAGAGCGACGCGCAUUUCUACCAGAAAAUAAUAUUAUCCUUCCAUCAAACAUGAAGUGGCAAUACAAAGAAGAACAUCCUUUCGAGAAGAGGAGGGCAGAGGGAGAGAAGAUUAGGAAGAAAUAUCCCGACAGAGUACCUGUGAUUGUGGAAAAGGCACCAAAAGCACGAAUUGGCGAUCUUGACAAAAAGAAGUAUUUGGUACCAAGUGACCUCACUGUUGGACAGUUCUACUUCCUGAUUCGCAAGCGCAUUCAUCUUCGACCCGAAGAUGCACUUUUCUUCUUUGUUAAUAAUGUUAUUCCUCCAACUUCAGCUACAAUGGGUUCCCUAUAUCAGGAACAUCAUGAGGAUGACUUUUUCCUGUAUAUAGCCUAUAGUGAUGAGAGUGUCUAUGGUGGAGUGUGCUGAGACGUGUUCCUGGAUUUACUAGAGAACUUUACUGGACGACCAUUUAAUGACUGGAUGGCUGUUGUAACCUUUAUGGAUACAAAACCCUAGAAGCAGAGAUGAUGUCAUGAUAUUAGUGGUUUUGAGCCAUGUAGGCAAAACAAGUGGCCAGAGAAUAUGAAAUUGUAAAGGAUGCACUGUCAUGCAGGGUUCAGAAUUACUAGUAACAUUACUAAGGACAGUUUCUAAUUUUUCUGUGUGAAGUGAAAAAAUGCAUUUAUUGCACUGCUUUACCCAGAGGCAUCUUGUGUACUGUUUGAUGGGAUGUUGCACAACAGUUAACAACUUCCACCAAGUCGUUCUGCAUAUUCCUUCAAAUUGCACCUGGGAUCAUGCCUUACAAGGGAGUUUGUGCUUUUCUUCCCUUGAUGUAUGCCAAAGGUUUGAAUUUUUGGCAGGUUUUGUUUCAGAAUUUGUCUUUAUAUAAUGGGCAAUGUAAUUCAUGAAGGUCCUGUAUCCGAUGGGCUGGGAAACUAGUGCAUCAUAGUCAUUAGUUUAAUCACUGCUUCUUUUUUGUUUUCACAAGUUCUUGAAGUUUAUGAUCAGUCAAGGUUGAGUGGCACAUGUACG